GCCAGGUGGUAUUCGUUCUGAUUCGUAUUCGAGUUGCUACCGUAACAAUGCCCAGUCCGGAUUUAUCACUGCUCUGUUAUUUAGGUCGACUGGCGAGUGCCCAACAGCAGUAUCGCAACUGACACGAUGGAGACGUUCGUCCUGCCCCCGCUUCCCCCGCGUCUGAACCCCUUCACGCACACGCUCUCCUCGAAUGAAUUAUCGCUCUUUGCAGUCGCCGCCUCGCUCGGCGUGCUCACCCUCGUCUACGCCCUCCGCAAGUUCUUCACUCGCUCGAACCUCAAGCCGGUCCCCGGCCCGCCGGGUGUGCCCAUCCUCGGCAACCUCUUCGACUGGCCGUCCGAGUACCAGGCGGAGACGGUGCAGGAAUGGAAGAAGGUGUACGGCCCGAUGGUCAAGCUGGGCAUCCUCGGCAAGCGCAUGAUCUUCCUCACCUCACCUACCGUCAUCUCAGAGCUCUUCGCCAAGCGCUCAGCGGACUACUCGGACAGGCCACGCCUUAUCUUCUCGCAGGACUAUGUCGGCCUCGACAUCAUGCACCCAAUGACGCAGUUCGGCGCGGACUUUAAGCAGCAGCGCAAGUUCAUGAAGGAGGUCCUGCACGCGGACGUCAUCCGGAAGCACGAGGACCUGCUUAACGAGGAGGGUCGGCGGCUCCUGCAGGGGAUGUGGGAUACGCCGAAGAACUUUGACCGCCACCUCCGUCGGUUCUCCUCAUCACUGAGUCUGAGGCUGGUUUACGGCUUCGAGGCGAUGGACAACGACGACCCGCACGUACUCCUCGCGGAGGAGAUGAUGCAGACGGCGGAGUACGCCGUCAUCGCGGGCUGGGCGGUCGAUUUCAUUCCGUGGUUGAGGUACCUCCCCGCUUGGCUUCCCGGCGUCGGCUGGAAGAAGCGCGGCGCGUACAUCCGAAGCAAGGUGGAUGCCAUGAUCUCGGGGAACUACGACGAGGUCAUGCAGAAAGUGAAAUCGGGCGUGCCGUUGCGCGACUCGUUCGUGACGAUCAACAUGCGCCUCGCGAAGGAGGGCAAGAGCACGUACGACGAGCAGAUGAUCAAGACGACCGCGACGGCGAUCUACGGCGGUGCCUCUGAUACAACUGCCUCGGCAGGCUGGUCCCUCAUCCUCGCGAUGCUCAUCAACCAAGACGCGCAGCGCAAGGCGCAGGAGGAGAUCGACCGUGUGACUGGCCGGCAGCGCCUUCCGCGCAUGGCGGACAAGGCGAGCCUGCCGUACCUCCAGGCGGUCGUGUGGGAGGUGUUCCGGUGGGCGCCUCCCGUGCCUGUUACGCUGCCGCAUCGCGCGAGGUAUGGCGGGGAGAUUGACGGGUAUGAGAUCAAGAAGGAUGAUACGCUGAUCGCGAACCUCUACUCGAUCUCGCGCGACGAGGAGUACCACACGGACCCGGAGACGUACGACCCCGACCGGUACUUGGACGGCGGGGAGGAGCGCACGCCGUACUACGUCUUUGGGUACGGGCACAGACGCUGCCCCGGCGCGGACAUGGCAUUCGCGCAGCUGUUCCACCAGGCGGCGUACGUGCUCUCCGUGUUCGACAUCCGCCCGGAGGUGGACAGCAAGGGUAACGCGAUGUACCCGAAGCCCGAGUUCGUCGGGGAGAUGGUGCGCCACCCGAAGCCGUUCAAGUGCGUGAUCACCCCGCGGUGGGAGAACGCGGAUCUGCUGUUCCAGGAGGAUGUGAAGGCGUAGGCAUGUGGACGGGAGGGGUUAGAGUGUGGAAGCGGGACUGAAAGCUUUGGGUAGUCGUUUGGUCUUGCCUCUGGCAGCGGGUCCAGUACUUCUACACGAUAGAUAGCAUAAUCUGUAACACUCCUUACUUGCAACAUCGAAAAGAGCCUUUUCC
This is a messenger RNA of Gloeophyllum trabeum ATCC 11539, 1867 nucleotides long. RefSeq names its product cytochrome P450. Lineage: Eukaryota; Fungi; Basidiomycota; Agaricomycetes; Gloeophyllales; Gloeophyllaceae. The record is from RefSeq and is a predicted model, not a curated record. Gene Ontology annotation, molecular function: iron ion binding; monooxygenase activity; heme binding. Bases 127 to 1713 code for a protein of 528 amino acids. The transcript has 10 exons.